GCAAAAUUCUAAUCACGACGAAACAAAUUACAAUUGAAAUAGAGACGCAAAACCCUGCAGUAAAGGUUUGGAUACAUGAAAACAUACUGCGAUAAAUAUAGAUAAAUUCUUUUAUAGAACGAAUAAAAAAAAUAAAAAAAAGAGAUGUUGAGAUUCUCAGAGAUGAGUGCGUCAGUAUGAAACUGAAAUAAAGUUUUUAAGUCUGGACUAGAGUGGACCCUACUUUCGGUAUUGGCAUUGGACAUUGGAUUGGACACAGUAUCAUCAGUACUACAGUCAGUCACUGACAAAAGUCAAAAUAGAAACACAAUUUUUAAAAAAUAUACGUUUUUCUUUUCUUUUUUUCCCCCAAUAUCUACAGAAGAGAGAAUAAAUAUGACAGACAUCAAAGUAACGCCAUUAGGUGGGUUUUUGUUAUUUAAAUAACAUUAAAGAGUGAUAGACUGUUUAAAAAUGUAGGCCUUGGUUACUUGGUUGGCUAACCUAAAAAAAUACAAUUUUUAUGAAAUUGCUGAUUUUGUGGAGUCAGUUCCACUAUUUUCUUUUUUCAAAAUUUAGUGGUACUGUCAGUGUAUGUAGUUGAAGUGACAGGGUAUGCCUAAUGUAUGACUAUUGUAGGCUAUUCUAGUAUUCUGUAGAAGAAUGAUGCUGAGUUUUAGUUUAUGUGUAGCACUGUGUGAGUGUACAAUGUAGUCUAACUAAACUAAUGACAAUGUCCCUUAACUUCUUCUGCACACUUUAUCGGGGAGAGGCAUUACAUUGAGGUACAGUUUGUGUUUUGGACUUUUGAUCCACCAACAGCAUGGCCUUUUUCUGGCCCUGAAACUGGAGUGCCUGCUACUGUAAGCUUGCAAUGCAGGUUGGUUGACAGUGACAGGCAUUUUGACCAGAUGGCCCAACCAUUUUCUUUUUUUGGGCCAUAUACUAGCUGAUUUUGUUUUAAGUCCUGUUCCGAUUUUGGUUCUUUCUCACUUUUGAAGAUUUUUUCCUUGAUACUUCCAUUUUGAAGCCAGGUCUAACACUGGUAGGUAUUACUAUUGUUCUCCGUAUUUUUUCUAGGGUGUCUUAUUAUCAAAGCUUUAUGGUAUUUGACUGCAUUCACCCUCUUCACUCUUGUCUCGAUCCCUCUAUCUAUUUUUCUUUAUUCAGGGAAAAUGCUUACCAUAAUGACCAUGCCAUAUAUUUAAACUUUGGUGUUGAUGGAGCAGCUGAACACUGAUAGUAAUGUCCAGUUUUUGUGGGGUACCACCUAAUGAUAUGACCUCAGUCUUUUCUUUGUUGAUUUUCAUUCCAUAAAUUUUGCUUGUGCUGUUCAGACUAUCAACUGUCAACAUGGCUCUGCUGCUUCCUUGUUAUUGUUUGGGAUGUAUUGGUCAUCAAAAAAUAUCAAUUUACUAAAUGUCUUGAGAUUUAGAUUGCAUCUUUUGUGAUUUUGUCCUUAAAUAUUAUGAAGAACCCUGUUUGUCUCCAGAUUUUACUUCAAACCGUUUAGAGUCCAUUUGUAAAAAAUAACUUGACAAUAAUGAUUCACAAUCUUAUUUAUAUUAAUAAUAAUAAUAAUAAUAAUAAGAGGUCUUAUAUAGCGCGGUACCCCAGCCUAGGGCAGGGCUCACCACGCUGUACAUAAAAAUUUUAUCUAAAGAGACAUAAUCAUGACAUUAAAAUAAAAUACAUUUAUGAAAUAUAGAACAGCGAAAAAAAUGUAUAUUACCAUGGUAAAAAGUGUCACUAGCAUUCAUUAGCGACAUGAUCGUGCCUACUCUACUGCAUAUAUUAUAAUUUAUAGGCCUGAUAAAGUGAGAUUAUUUUAAAAUCAAGUAUAGACCUAUUAUUUUUAAAAAGCGCUUUACUUUCAUUUUAAUUUUUGAAUGCCUAAUGCCCUUUUCAAUAAAAAAAUAGCAUAAUAUUAUUUAAGUCUAUUUUUACAAUAAAAUAAUGUUUAGCAAUAAUGCUACUGCUAGAUAUUACCAUAUUUUACGGACUAUAAGACACACCUUAAUUUUUAAGCAAUUAAAAAAAAAUAACAACAUUUUUACCAUUUAUAUAAUAAUUUAGAGUAUACGACGCACCUGAAUUUUGGAGGCAAUUUUUCUCAUAGUCUGUAAAAUGCGGUACAUGCCAGAAAAAGGUGCAUAGAAAGAUAGGCCCAUUUUCUAAUAUAAUAUAUGCAAAUGAUAAUAGUAUUAAUAGCAGUGGCGUAUCUAGGAUGAGGAGAAGAAUAUUAAUUUCCCCGGCGGCACUUCUGGAUUUUAUAUAAAACAUUAUGUAAAUGAUGUGUGUGUGUGGGGGGAUACACUUUUGGGAGUUUGCCUUCGUGGGCAGCAUUUAGUCUAGAUACGCCGCUGUAUUACUAUACAGUGCCGCUGUAUUAGCAAUAUUUGUUGCAACACUUGUAUCCCUAUAUAGCUAUAUAGGCCUAUCAACAAAGCGUAAUUCAUUAAACAAUUUUAACAUUUAAACUAGAAAUCAUUUGAAUUUUACCUUGACUCAAGCAGCAAUGUAGCAUAAGCACAUGCACAAUUUGGAGGUCUAUAAAUGAAACAUUUGCUUUAUUUUGAAAAUACAGAAUAAUUAUAAAAUUUGAAAUUUCUACUAUGCUGUUUCCAUGUCGGUAUUAAAAUCAUUUUUUCUUUUCCUAAAAUAUACAAUAAAAACAGGUGCUGGUCAGGGUAAGUUGGCAUUAUUUUAUUAUCAAGCAUGAAAAAAAGUUAUCGCUCAUUCAAAAGCAUUAUUAACUUAUGCCAUUUACACACAUUAUUUUACCAAGCCCACCCAUUUUUCUCAAAAAGUUGAUAUAGCAAAAUUUAAGAAAAUUAGAAGCAAGCCCUUCUAUUAUAACACAAUAUUGUUCUCUUUCACUUGUGGUGCUUUGAUUUAAAUUUUACCAUCAAUAUUUUGCUCUCUUUGUUACAGAUUAAUACCCUUACUUAAUCAUAUGAAUAUGGUGUGAUGUUUGUUUUAUGUUCCUUGAUUAUUCCUUGUGCUUUUAACACAUUUAGAUGUUGGCCGCAGCUGCAUUCUUAUCAGCAUUGGUGGCAAAAAUAUUAUGCUGGAUUGUGGGAUGCACAUGGGUUACAAUGAUGACGUAAGUUCAUAAAUAAUUAUUGUAAAAUUAUAAAUUUUGUUUAUGACAAUGCUAAUAUGACGUGUUUUAAACCACAAACUGUAAGUUAGAAUCUGGAAUCCAUGGGUAUCCAUCUUUCAAAUGAUCCCCUAUAGUAGUUUGGCGUUUCGAGCCAAAUAGUACACUGGCCAGCACCUUAAGUUUUGCUGAUGACAGAUUAUAUAGAAAGUGACAGAAAUGUAUUGAAAAUCAUAAUUAUUCCACUUAAUAUGUCUUCCUUCUGGUUUGGAUCCUCUUGGCUUUUGACAUUUUUUUUAGUGUUUUUAUUUAUAAGAAAUUAACAGUGCAUGAGUUUAUAUGUAAAAUAAUUUAUGAAUCUUUUAGGCAGGCAAACAAUAAUUUACAGAUAUUAUUUUGUAACAUUUAUAUUUUCCUAGAGGCGCUUUCCUGACUUCACAUACAUUGCUAGAGAAGGGCGACUUACUGAUAGAAUUAACUGUGUAAUUAUCAGGUACGUGACAAGAGGUAGCUUCGUGUAUCACUUAAAAAAAAUAAAUAAUAUGCAUGGCAAUAUGUUAUUAAUAUUUAAAUGUUAAAAACAUUUUGAAAUUAAAAUUGAUGAUUGUUAUUUUGUGAUUUGGAUGCAGAUUAAUUCUAGCACUUUUUAAAAAUAUUUUAUUUUCAGCCAUUUUCAUCUAGAUCAUUGUGGUGCUCUACCAUACAUGACAGAAAUGGUUGGCUAUGAUGGACCUGUGUACAUGACUCAUCCAACCAAAGCCAUUUGUCCUAUACUCUUGGUAAUUAUAUUCACUAUAAAUAGAUGACUUUAUUUAUUUUGCUUACAACACAGACAGUAGGUUUGAAACGUUUAUCUGAAUCCUUAAUAAUUUAUAUUAUAAACCAUGAUGAGUCCAUGAUAAUUAAUUUUUUUAUUUUAAACCUUUUUUUUUAAUAAGUAAAAUUUAUGCUACUUUUUUUUAUUUUAAAGCAGUAUAUACUUUUAACUUUCUUGAUGAGAGAACAAAAAUAUAAGAGAAAAAUACUCAUUUGUUGGAUGGGAAUAGAAAAUUUAGCCUGUCUGCAAUUCUUUACAAUUGGAAUAUUAUUUUUAUGCUGGAAAAAUUGUAGCUACUACUUGGUAACGGUCUCCUUAAAGCUACCAUUCUGAUUUACUUGAAAUUAGCUAGGUGUGUCGCUCAAAUUAUGUUUCAUUGUUUAUUAUUUGACAGGAGGACUAUCGCAAAAUUACUGUUGAAAGAAAAGGAGAGACCAAUUUCUUUACAUCAGAGAUGAUUAAAACAUGCAUGAAAAAGGUCAUCACAGUCAAUCUCCAUCAAGUUAUUCAGGUCAGUUUUCUUGGUUUCCCACUUUUACAUCCAUUUAAUCAGAAAUCUCUACAAAAAGUUGGCAGUGUUAUCUAGAAGGAAUUAAGGAAGUAUUUAAAAAAUAAUCCUAUCCAUGUAAAAAAAACCUCGUUGCCAUUAUAACAGUGUUGGAAUGCGAUAAAGCUUUCAAGUAAAUCAAUGAAACAAAAACAGUUUGUGUAAAUAAAACAUUCUUAUUCUUUUCUUUCAUUUUUAGGGGGAAGCAUACAUUAUGUAAAUUUAAUUUUUACUUACAUCAAUGUUUUUUGUUGUACUGAUGAAGGCAUUUGCUGGAACAUUUGCAUUAUGUGUGACCAUAACUAAAGCCUAACCUAUUUUGUUUUAUUUACACAAACUGUUUGUGUCUCAUUGAUCAGUGCCAUUAAAGUGUCUUGGGAUAGGAUGAACAUUAAGUUUGAUCUAUAAACAUGAAUAAACCAAAAGUCACAAUAUAGUCUUGUCUAUACCUUAUUUGCAUACAUUGAUAAAAAUGGCAAUAAGGCACAGUCAAAUUUAACAUUUCCAAAAAUAUUUAAAAUAUGCACAAGUGUGUUUUUACAUUAUAUGUGGCGGUGCACCAUUUUAUUUAAGGAUAUGAACCUCUGUUUUAAAGAUUGCAAUUUCUUUUAUCACAUUUUAAAUAAUAGAACAAAUUACCCACUGCAGUGAAGUGCAUAUCCCUACAUGGUAACUAUAUUACUGCAUUGCUGAUCAAUCCUUGAUUUCCUCUGAGCUUAUCUGAAAAGUACACUUUGUCUUAUAGGUUGAUGAUGAGCUAGAAAUUAAACCCUACUAUGCCGGUCAUGUACUAGGAGCCGCCAUGUUUCAAAUUCGAGUUGGUCAGAGCUCAGUUGUUUAUACAGUAAGUCUUUUUGUAUUUGGUAGGGAGUACUAUUUUUGGUCUAAAAUUUGGUAAUAGAACUGCAUCAUUCUAUCAUACUUGUGGGAAAUAACCAAAUGAUCAUGGUGUUUUAAAUAUUAAGAUGGACAUUAUGAAAUUUUUAAAAAGAUUGACCGAUUAGUUAAGUAUAAAUUUAAAAAAGCGAAAAGCAGGCCAUUUCAUGCAAUACCGAGUCCCCAAAGAAUUUCUAUUCAUGUAAUGUUAUCAUUUUUCAUUUUUGAGUUUUUUCCUAUAACAAACUUUUAAUUACUUUUUUCAACCUCUUGAUUUUUUUAGGGUGAUUACAACAUGACACCUGACAGACACCUGGGUGCUGCUUGGAUUGACAAGUGUCGGCCUGACCUACUGAUCACAGAGUCAACUUAUGCCACAACAAUUCGAGACUCAAAACGCUGCAGGGAGAGAGACUUCCUUAAAAAAGUCCACAGCUGUGUGGAGAAGGGAGGAAAGGUGAAAACAAUUUUGCGUCUCCAUGUGCCCUAAAUGUAUCAUCCAUCAAACCUGCAUGAGGCCGCACUACAAUCGUGUCAUCUGAAACCAUCAGACAUGACACAUGCUGUUAAUCAGCUUGCAGUUUCAACUUUCGACCAUCACAAACAUUUUAAGGAAAACUUGGAACUCAGUCAUUUAGACCUGAACUGGCUAGUCUUGUUUAUUUAUAUAAUUUUUGAUAAUUCAUAAGCUUAUUUUGAGUGGCAGGGGUAAACGGUUUUCUUUUUUUGUUAUUGUUGUUGAUAACUGAUAACACAAGCUUAUUUUAGUUGUAAUGUGAACAAAUUUAAUUGCUCUGCAGGUGAAAGAGUUCUGAAGAGUUUCUAAUUUCUUGAGUUUUUACGAAGAUUAUCUUUUAUUUGUUGUAGGUCCUGAUUCCAGUAUUUGCCCUUGGCAGAGCCCAGGAGUUGUGUAUCCUGUUAGAGUCAUACUGGGACCGCAUGAAUCUUAAAGUUCCCAUCUACUUCUCCCUAGGUCUCACAGAAAAGGUUUGCUAGGAACCUAGGAUUUAUUUCUUCACUAGAAAAUUUUUAAAUUUCAUUAAUAUAUUACAUUGAUGUGUGUUACGCUUAGUAAAAAAACAAAUGAAUUCACAUGUUUUUUUUUUUUACACAUUCUUAUCUUCAGGCAAACCAUUAUUACAAGCUGUACAUCACCUGGACCAGUCAGAAAAUUAAAAAAACCUUUGUCCAGCGAAAUAUGUUUGAAUUCAAACACAUUAAGGUAAAAGCUGAUAUAAAAAAUCCUUCUAGCUUUUAAGAAAUGUAUCUACUGUUUUGCAUGUCAGUUGAAAAACAGUACAUGUAUUCAUUUAUUUUUAAGGACCCAAACAAAAUAUUUAAACACAAUUCUAUUAACUACAUCUUAUAGGAAAUAUCUAAACUGGACAAAUUUUUUUAUUUGAAAUGUUUUCAUAAAGUCUUUUUGAAUAUUUUAAAAGUUAUUUCAGUUACUUAUACUUAAUGUUUGAAAUAUAAAGCAGAUAUCUGAGUUGUGGUGUAUUGUUGGUCUGAUCACCUGGCUCCUUCACUUUUGCAGGCAUUUGACAGGGCUUACAUUGACAACCCAGGGGCCAUGGUUGUGUUUGCUACACCAGGAAUGUUGCAUGCUGGACUGUCCCUGCAGAUAUUCAAACGCUGGGCACCAAAUGAAAACAACAUGGUACAUGCAAUGUUAUAUAAACGUGUAAUGAAAACUUGUAAGAUGAUAGACAUUUUCAUUAAUCCUUGUUCGUACUUGUCAAUUAUGGCUUAUUGAAAACAUAUGAAGGGAUCAAGGGAAAAACCAGUGAUGUCAGUUUUUCGAUGUCAGUUUUUCAAAAUUUCUAUGUUAUCUCCCUUGUGUUUACAUUCCAUUUAAUAGCAUAAUAUGAUACAUAGGUCCAACUGAAAAAAGCAGCGUAGUCAAUAAAUAAAUACGUAGACAUCUUGAUAUUUUCAUACUUUUAUGAGGAAUUUUCCAACUUUAAAUUCAAUUUUCUCAAAACUCUCAAAACCUGACAUCACUGGUUUUUCCCUUGAGCCCUUCAUAUAUAUUAGUAAUAUAAAAGCAAUGGGUUGAAGUUGAAGCCAACUUUUAUUAAUUGUUCUAAAAUUAUCUUUUCAUUAGGUGAUCAUGCCUGGAUACUGUGUAGCUGGGACUGUAGGUCACAGGAUCUUAAAUGGAGCCAGAAAAAUUGAAAUGGAAAAUAAACAAGUGGUAAGUUAAUCAAUAAAUUCUCCCAUUUUCUAUAUGGGAUAUGCAAAGCUGUAAGAUAUGGGGAUACUUUUGAUUUAAUCCAAUCUUUGUUGGAAAAGAAUGUGGAAUUAUUAUUAUUUUUUUAACCCUUUCAUAUGUAGUCAAACCAAUGUUUGAAAUGACAUAUGGCAAUAAUUUCAUUUUAAAAACUUAAAGGUGUAAAUUGAUUACAAAUGCCUAUUGCCGGUACCUAUUAAACAUCUGCUUUUAAUUUAAGAAAAUAGAGGAACAAGGUAUGUUGAAGCUUGAAAUGAAAAGACAGGACAAUAAAAGCAGAGCAUGUUGGCUAAAAGCCUUCUUCAGCAGACAGGACAAAACAAGAAACAACAAAGUAAUAGAAAACAGCAUCUAUUGUUCUUCAUGUUGUAGGGAAGCCAUUGUCCUGUCUUUUCAUUCCAAGCUUUAACAUACCUUGUUCCACUAUUUCCUCCACACAGCUUGAGCGCAUACCGUCAUUUAUUAUCUUUUAAUUCAAGCUCCUGUUACAUUGUUUAACUCAUUGUCCUUAAAAACAUCAAUGGAAGUGCAUUUUGUUGUUGGCAGAUUGAGGUCAAGAUGGCUGUAGAAUACAUGUCAUUUAUUAUCUUUUAAUUCAAGCUCCUGUUACAUUGUUUAACCCAUUGUCCUUAAAAACAUCAAUGGAAGUGCAUUUUGUUGUUGGCAGAUUGAGGUCAAGAUGGCUGUAGAAUACAUGUCAUUUAUUAUCUUUUAAUUCAAGCUCCUGUUACAUGUUUAACCCAUUGUCCUUAAAAACAUCAAUGGAAGUGCAUUUUGUUGUUGGCAGAUUGAGGUCAAGAUGGCUGUAGAAUACAUGUCAUUUAUUAUCUUUUAAUUCAAGCUCCUGUUACAUGUUUAACCCAUUGUCCUUAAAAACAUCAAUGGAAGUGCAUUUUGUUGUUGGCAGAUUGAGGUCAAGAUGGCUGUAGAAUACCAGUCAUUUAUUAUCUUUUAAUUCAAGCUCCUGUUACAUGUUUAACUCAUUGUCCUUAAAAACAUCAAUGGAAGUGCAUUUUGUUGUUGGCAGAUUGAGGUCAAGAUGGCUGUAGAAUACAUGUCAUUUAUUAUCUUUUAAUUCAAGCUCCUGUUACAUGUUUAACUCAUUGUCCUUAAAAACAUCAAAUGGAAUGGCAUUUUGUUGUUGGCAGAUUGAGGUCAAGAUGGCUGUAGAAUACAUGUCAUUUAUUAUCUUUUAAUUCAAGCUCCUGUUACAUGUUUAACUCAUUGUCCUUAAAAACAUCAAUGGAAGUGCAUUUUGUUGUUGGCAGAUUGAGGUCAAGAUGGCUGUAGAAUACAUGUCAUUUAUUAUCUUUUAAUUCAAGCUCCUGUUACAUUGUUUAACUCAUUGUCCUUAAAAACAUCAAAUGGAAUGGCAUUUUGUUGUUGGCAGAUUGAGGUCAAGAUGGCUGUAGAAUACAUGUCAUUUAUUAUCUUUUAAUUCAAGCUCCUGUUACAUGUUUAACUCAUUGUCCUUAAAAACAUCAAUGGAAGGGUAUUUUGUUGUUGGCAGAUUGAGGUCAAGAUGGCUGUAGAAUACAUGUCAUUUAUUAUCUUUUAAUUCAAGCUCCUGUUACAUUGUUUAACUCAUUGUCCUUAAAAACAUCAAUGGAAGUGCAUUUUGUUGUUGGCAGAUUGAGGUCAAGAUGGCUGUAGAAUACAUGUCAUUUAGUGCACAUGCAGAUGCCAAAGGCAUAAUGCAACUGAUAUCUCACUGUGAACCUCGUAAUGUCCUCUUGGUACACGGUGAGGGGGAGAAAAUGGUGUUUCUCAAAAACAAGAUUCAGCAAGAAUUUGGUAAUAGAUGUUUACCAUUUUUUUCUGUAAAAUAUUCUUAUUUAAAUGGUAAUCUACUUUAGUUUAUCUGUAUUUUAUAACUUUUUUUCUAACCACCAUACUUCAAAAAAUUGACAUUCCACCCAUCAAUUGUAAAAUUUAUAUUCUGAAUAAGCUGAUAUGAUUGCAUGCAUACAAAGUUAUUUCAAUUAGUUUUUAAAAAUGUGUUUAAUAAUACCUAAUUUCUGAGAAACUAGUUCCAAUUCUAUGCUAUUUCAGGCAUUGAUUGCUUUAUGCCAGAAAAUGGAGAAACCAGCAUCAUAAAGACAAAACAUAACAUUCCUCUUGAUACAUCAUUAAACCUGCUAAAGCGGCAGUUGGUCCCUGCUGAUGGUAAACAUUUAGGAUCUCCUCUCUAAAUUAACAUUUAUUGUGCGAGAGUGAUAGUAGUAUGCAUAUAAUGAGAACAUCAUAUCUGUCAUAGUGAAAAAAUACAUUGGUACUUUGGCAUGAGAAUAUUCUUAUAACUAGGUAUUUUUAUUUUAUUUUGGAGACACUGGAAGAAUGGCUGCUUUAAAUUUAGCGUUGAAAAUUUUCAUUUGUUAAUUUAUUUUAACCUUAUCAGUCUGGGUAAGAUAACAUUUAUUUGGGUGUGGAUAAAAUGGUUUAAAUAGGCUAAAUAAUUCUCUUACAUUAAGUGGAUUUAAAAAAAUAAAUAAGGAAAGCUUAUAAUAUUUUUAAAAUAGAUUUCAUAUUAUAUUAUACGUUAUUAUUUGAAUCAGAAUCAGAGGAGCCAGACCCAAAACACUUGAAAGUUUUACAUGGAGCCCUGCUGAUGAAGGGAAGUGUAAGUAAUAUUUCCUUAUAAGUGAUUAUUAGUCAUUAUUAUCUUAGCUGGUCCGCAAAAGUAUACAAAUUUAAAAUAUUGAAAAGAUGGUAAUCAAUAACUGGGCAAUCAAUCCCUGCUGAAAUUCAAAUAAUUCCUUGGGGUUUGUGACACUGAAAUGUUUCAUUACCACGAUGAUAAGGAAAUCUAAUGAAAAUUUACAUUUUUUUAAAUUGACAAGGUGAUAGAAAUUCAAUGUUAAUGGUUUUAAACUAUUUCUAUUAAAGAAAAUAAAACCUUUGGUGACAUGGUGCAGAGCUAUAAUAAUUUAUUCAAUAAGAAGCUUUCUGAAAUAAAGUUUGCUUCUGGCUAAAGUUACGUUUAGAGGUAUUGCUUCACUAAGAAAACAAUUAUAUUACAAAUAUAUAUUAAUCAGCUCUAAAAAUAGCCUUCAAUUUGAUGUAUCUUGUAAUUGUCAUUGAAAAUUUAUGUUUAAUGUCUUGUGACUGAUGUAGGGGUAGUUUCUUUAGACUUCUGACACCAUUUAUAACGAUCAUAAAUGUGUGGGUUAUGAUAUUACUUGUAGAGUUGUAGUUAUCGCUCACACUAUUCAUCCACAUUUACAUACGUCCAUGAUUAUCCAAACAAUUACCAGAGCCAGAGAACUCAUUGAAUUAGCAUCACGACAUUUAUUGACUGAUCAACAAACACAUAAUAAAAUAAUAUCUCUGUAGAUCAGAGCAAAAUAUAAUUCUUCCUAUAACUUCUUCCACUUCACAAUCAACAUUAAGAUGUUGUUCAAUAACUAGGUGAUCGUAGCAAGCGCUAAUAAAAAUAUCUCCAACCGUCACCGUUGGUCUUCUUUCAUCCCAUAAUUCCUUCACUUCCUGUUUUUUCUACUUAACAAAACAAUCCAUUAUUUUUCGAAACAAAAUUGAUAUUUAAAUAUUCGAUCUGUGACAAUUAACAUAAUUUUAUGCUAUAAAAUGGUACCCUCAGCGAAUGCAAUUGGCCGAACCAGCUACAGCGUUUAGAGAACUGGGUCUGGAGGAAUAUGAACUACGGUUCACAUGCAACAUAACACUUGAAGAGGAGGGCGCAGUUUCUAACACAAUUGACAGGGUUUAUAGAAUUCUGCAAAGGUAUGUAUAUUUUUUUUACUGUUGUAGUUUAUAUAGUCUUAACACAUAUGCUUUUCUUAUACUAGGGUGUCAAAGUUUCUCUUUAUAUUUUUGGAGUUCACUCAAUGGAGCUGUUACAAGCAGGGCAGUUUAAUUUGAAUAGUAACUAAGAUAAAUUAAUCAAAUUAUCUAUUGCAUGAUAUACAUUUUUUUAGAAAGUUAUUUAUUUUAAAUUUUACUAUUUCUAACUUGCAGUUCCAUUUAAAAAAAAAGACUAUUUUAUUCUCACCAUCUGUCCAUUGCAUUCUUUAUAGUUAGUGGCCCUGACCUUUAACUUUCUUCUUCUGACAUAAGAGAAUUUCCCAAGUGCGCUGUCCAGUUUUCAAAUGAUGGCUCCAUUACUGUUGGUGAGUCCGUGUUAGUGAAAGUGUCAGGAGAAGAAGAUAGCAAAAACAUUUUGGUGUCCUGGUCUCAUCAGGUAUGUAGGAUUAAUGUUAUUUGAAGUGAGUAGAUGAGGCCGCAGGUUCAGAUCUUGCAAUGUUGUAUUUUCGUGAUAAGGGUUUGGCCAUGGAUUAAGCAGAGAAAAAAACACCAGCAAGGCAAAGCCCAUUUCAGGCAGAAUGAAACAUAAAACUUUAAUUGUCAACAAAAAUAAACAGGAUUAUUUAUGAAAUUUAAAAAAACCAUGUAUGUGAUACUUAGGUCUGGACAUGUGAUAUUAAUUGUGAUCAGGAGUGGGGCUAAAAGGAGAGCUCAUAAAUGCAAUCUGUUUCUUUUCUGUUUAACGGGCAAGUGAUAAAUUAUGUUGAACUAAAAUAAAUUUUUAAAAAAUGAAGGGUAUGUGGCUAAAGAGAUUUAGGAGCCACAUGCUUAUAACAUUAACUGGAGUAUGGCUGUGAUGCGGUUAAGCUAUUUUAGUUUUAGGCAUUAACUUUUGUGAUCACAAUCAAUUGAUCUGAUCAUGCUUUAAUUUAAAUAUUUAUAAUUUCUAAAUAUUUUGCACAGUGUCCUUCACAUUUCUUUAGGGGUUGUAGCAGAAUAUUUAAAACUGGGGCUGAACCGUGUGCAGUAUUUUUACACCGGGUCCAGGUAUUUUGAGAAAAUACCCAGUGGCUCCUAGUGUUACAGAAAAGAGUUCCAUUUUCCUUUUCCAUUAAAAAUAGCCUACAUACAGUCUUACACCCUACCUGCCGGCCUUUAAACAAUAGGCCAACACACAGACCUAUACCAUACCCAUGGCUCUAUAUUAAUUAAUAUAAUAGAAAAAUAUUCAACCUUUACGCAUGACACUCGCUGAGCGACACCCUUUUUUUUUCCCCCACUCAGUACUAUUAAUAAACAAGUUGAGUAGGGGGAGGUUGUGAAAAGAAAGCAUGACAUACCAGAAGCAAAAUAUAUAUAAUAUAUGAGAUGAUUAAAAAUUACUGCUUGCAUUGUAAUUUUUUUAGCAAGACUUAACAUUUUUUUUUUAUUCAUUUUUUUUUUAUCAGGAUGAAGAUAUUGGUAGCCUUAUACAGAAAGUUUUAAGGCCUGAUCCGUCUUGAAUCUGUUUAUGAAGUGCAAUUAUUGGUGAAAGAAAACACCCCAUUUUUGUUACCAUAUUAGAAAAAAAUCAUUAAAUGUUAUCUUGCAAUAAAAUUAAAAAAAAAAACCAAAAAACAACAUGUGUGCUUUGUCUCCUUUAGAAUAGUUAGAAAAAUUGUAAUAAUUUUGAACCCUCUUAGCUUGUUAUCAGAUUGUCUUCAACAGAGUUAAAUGGACAAGAACAAGGUUUUUGUGUUUGUUCUCUUUUGUUUAAAAUAUAUAAAUUAAACACAUUUAAAUAUUUCAUUUCUACUUGGCCAAAUUUUACAGCAUGAGGGUCUCUUCUUGAAUG
Molecule: messenger RNA, 13151 nt
Organism: Lymnaea stagnalis (great pond snail)
Lineage: Eukaryota; Metazoa; Mollusca; Gastropoda; Lymnaeidae
Source: the annotation of a GenBank genome assembly